Messenger RNA from Salvelinus sp. IW2-2015, 1333 nucleotides. Its product is annotated as B-cell CLL/lymphoma 7 protein family member A-like. NCBI's taxonomy places the organism in Eukaryota, Metazoa, Chordata, Actinopteri, Salmoniformes, Salmonidae. The record is from RefSeq and is a predicted model, not a curated record.
CGCGAUGUCUCCUCUGUGCGCUCUGUACGGUGUGUUUGCAUUGUGUCAGAACUGCCGGUGAGCGUUAAAAUAUUUCGUUGCCUUCCAACGGCGGCAAUGUCGGGCAGGUCCGUACGAGCCGAGACCCGGAGCAGGGCGAAAGAUGACAUCAAGCGGGUUAUGGCCGCGAUUGAGAAAGUACGGAAAUGGGAGAAGAAAUGGGUGACAGUUGGAGACACGUCCCUGAGGAUCUUCAAGUGGGUUCCAGUGACUGAGCCCAAAACAGCAGAUGAAAAGAAGAAGGGGAAGGAUGAGAAGUAUGGGUCAGAAUUGACCACACCAGAGAACAGCUCUUCUCCUGGGAUGAUGGACAUGAAUGACGACAACAGUAACCAGAGUUCUAUCGCUGACUCCUCCCCCGUCAAACAGGAAACCAGCAGCAGCACUAGCCCAGCCCCCGAACCCACCACCGUAUCCCACGGCGACAACAGUGAGGCCAAGAGCGACCAGAGCCCUGACUGCAAGAGGGUGAAGAGCAACCCAUCAGAGAGAGGACAGAGGGACAAGAGAGACAGCAGCCAGACAUCCUCGGGAGAAAAGGACACCUCAGAUAGCCGCAAAGCCACUCAGGAUCCGGAGGAAGAGGCUCCUCGCAGUAAGAAGAACAAGCAGGAGUCUCCAUCUUAGGACUAUGAGGAGAAAUAGUCACACUGCAUCCUUUCGUCUCUCUAUCCUCUUCCUUCCCCACGUAGCCCCUAACACUCCUCUGAGCAGAGGGAGAAAGGACUUUACCUCCCUUCACUGAGCACCUCUUCUCUUCUUCCACACUCACUAAUGCCACGAGUUGCUCUAUGAUCCAGCCUGUUAUCCUCUCCAUGGCCAGGGGUGGCGCUGUGUGCUCAGCUCAGCCCAGAAGAGAAAAACACUGCGGCGUCUCAAAAUGGACAAACUGCUAUUGACGCUUUUUCUCAUUUUUUUAAGCAAAGGUCUUUUAAGGGAGUAUGCAAGCACACUCGUUCGGUUUGGCUAGCCGAGUUCGGCUAAGCGCCAGCCGAACUGAAACAUGCUGACGCCUUAAGGGCAUCUUCUAACCCAGGAGCCACGUCAAACCUCCCCCUAACUCACCUCUGGUUGAUACAGUGUUUGUUUAGGACAGUUUCCAGUUGUUACGUUUAGUUUUGGGGUUGUUUUUUUUAGCUCAGGAGGGUCAAUGCACUGCUAAGAUAUAAUGUCACACAAACACCACACCAUGGUUUUACUGCUGCUGUACUGGGUGUGGAUUUGUGUCCUUUUUACAAAAUGGCUUGUGAAAGUAUUCACCCCCUUGGCAUUUUUCCUAUUUUGUGGCCUUACA